Messenger RNA from Panicum virgatum (switchgrass), 381 nucleotides. RefSeq lists its product as uncharacterized. The transcript has a single exon. The record is from RefSeq and is a predicted model, not a curated record. NCBI's taxonomy places the organism in Eukaryota, Viridiplantae, Streptophyta, Magnoliopsida, Poales, Poaceae. Bases 1 to 381 code for a protein of 126 amino acids.
AUGCUCACCUUUGAGGUGGUGAGGUUCCAGGGAGCAUACCACGCCAUUCUUGGGCGGCCAUUCUACGCCAAGUUCAUGGCGAUCCCCGACUACACUUACCUCAUGAUGAAGAUGCCGGGCCCGAAGGGUGUCAUCACCAUCGGCUCCUCGUUCGAGCACGCCUAUCAGUGCGAUGUCGAGUGCGUCAAGCACGCCGAGGCUCUGGCUGUGGACAAGGCCCUCAUCGCGGAAUUGGAGAGGAUGGCGAACGAGGCCAUGGACUCCACGCAGCGACACGUAGGCCGCUUCGAGCCUGCAGAGGGCACCAAGGACGUACCCCUCGAUCCGAAGACCCCCGACGGCAAGACGCUGAAGAUCAGCGCUACCCUCGACGACAAAUAG